This is a messenger RNA of Chlamydomonas reinhardtii, 5485 nucleotides long. RefSeq lists its product as uncharacterized. Lineage: Eukaryota; Viridiplantae; Chlorophyta; Chlorophyceae; Chlamydomonadales; Chlamydomonadaceae. The coding region runs from base 415 to 4575 and encodes 1386 amino acids. The record is from RefSeq and is a predicted model, not a curated record. The transcript has 9 exons.
GAAAUUGAAAUAGGUGUAAGUAGAUUAUGCCCAGGCUUGCAGGGUGCGUAGCGGUCAAGGACUGGUCUGUGAGCUCCGCGAGCACCAUUACGGUGCUACCAUAAUAUCUCUUCAAAACAUUUCACCAUGAAUAUGCUCUAAAGGCAGUGAGGCGCAAGGAACAUGAAGCCGAAGCGCGGGGAACGCCAACGCGACCCUGAGCGUGUCACUCGUAGCUUGUUUGCCGGCGGUGGCAAUGGCCAAGCUGACAGGCAGCCGCUGGAUCCGUUCCAGCAGCUACUGAGGCUGCUAGGCGAUGCAAAACGCGAUGCCCUCGCGGUGGUGCAGCUGCAAGACAGCAGCUCUUCAGAUGGGACGCGCAAGCUCGUGGAGUCGUGCGCCAAGCUGGCGCAGGGGUCGGCAAGGACAGCGGAGAUGGUCAAGCUGGAGGAGCCUCAGGACGAGUAUGGGUACCCGCCCGCUGACAGCGCUAACCGUCUUAACCCACAACAGUCCGCCAAGGCCGUGGCCACGCUGCUGGACGCCUGCCACAUGGGCAUGAGGGCCGUGCUCGAGACGGCCAACGCCCAGGAGCAGCAGGGCCGCAGCACCGACGCCGGCAGCGAGCAGCCCGCGCCGCAGCAAAGCGCUGGCAAGGCCGGCGAGGACUCGGCGCCGGCCGCCGCCUCGCCCGCCACUUCGCCCGCCACUUCGCAGCUGUGGCGCUGCGCCAUCAACGUGGCCACGGCGCUGCAGGACGCCUCCCGCCUGCUGGCGGCGCCCGCCACCUACCUCGCCUACACCUCCGCCGACCCCUCAUGCGACGCGCUGCUCAGCCUAGGCGAGCUGGCGGCCACCGUCAUGCGGCGGGCCUCGCUGGCGGCCGCCGCGACGACGCUGGCGGCGCGGCGGCAGAUGGAGGCGCGCGGCGGCGAGGACGCGGCGGUGCUGGUGCCCGGCGGCCUGCUGAUCGACGUGCCCGCCGGGGCCGCGCCCCCCACCAAGGCGGAGGGGGAGGGCGCGGCUGCGGGGGAAGCGGGGAGUGCGCGUGUCAAAGCGGAGAGUGAAGCGCCGGCCGCAGGCGGCACGGGAAAGGGGGGCGAUGUGGAGAUGGAGGAGGCCAUCGGCGGUGCGGGCGUGAAGCCGGAGGCGGAGGCGGGCGCAGAGGCGAAGCAGGAGCAGCCGCUAGCGGCGGAUGGAGCGGCCGCGGCUGGGGGCUGGGUUGCGCCGAGUCAGCCGCCGGACGUGUGCUGCCUGCUGGCGUCGCACGGCUACUCGCUGCUGCUGGUGGCGUGCGAGCAGCAGCCGGAGAGCUUGCUGGACUCGGUGCUCCAGCAGCCGGGUGGCGCGCAACGCAUGCAGCACGUCACCUCGGCGGCGCUGGAGCUGGCGGCGGUGCGCAUCACCGAGACCGCCUACUGCGACACCGCACAGAGCAGCGGUCAGGCUGCCGGCGGCAGCGGCAGCAGCGGCAACCGCACCAGCGGUGACGGCGGCGGCGCUCAUGCCAACGGCAUCGGCAGAAGCAGCAAAGGCCCCGGCACCAGCACCACCACCAACAGGGCCACCGCUACCCCCGGCGGCGCCGUGUCGUUUCAGGUGCGGCAGCUGCAGCUGGUGGCGCUGCGCUUCGCGGAGCUGCUCACGGACGACGGCAACACGCAGCUGGAGGCCAAACGCGCGCUGCUGCCGGCGCUGUGCGAGGCACUGCUGGCGGAGCCGCGCCGCUGCGUGGACUGGUGGGGCUGCGGUCGGCCCGCGGUCCUGUCCUCACUGCAGCAGCCACAGCUCGCGCAGGCAGCGCCGCUGGGCGGCGGGCCGCCGGCUGCGCCGGCGCCUUCGGCGCCGGCGCCUGCGGUGCCGGUGCCGCCGGAGGCGGACGCAGGGGCUGGCGCGGAGGCGAGCGCGGAGGCGGGUGCGGGGUCGGCGUCCGGGCCUGGUACUGGGGCGUCAAUGCUGCCGCCCGCCUGCCCCAGCAACCACGAGGCGAAGCUGACCACGUGUGCGGUGGGCAUGCUGCUGAAGAACCCCGCCUCGCGCGCCACCUGCAUGCCGCUGCUGCUGGGCUGCGUGCGGCUGCCCGGGCCCGGCGGCGCAGCCGCCUCCCAGGGACUGCCGCCGCCGCCCUCCGCCCCCGGUGCUGCCGCUCCGCAGCAGCUGCAAUGCCCGGGCCAGUUCCCUCCCGGCUACCUAGGUGGUUACCUGCCUCAGCAGCAGGGACUGCUGCCGCCGGGCCAGCAGCCGGGCCAGCCGCAGCCGCAGCCCAACUGGUCGGCGUUCGGCGACAACUUCCGCACCGAGCGCUUCAUGGCCGUGGGCACCGGCGACGAGCGGGAGGAGCUGUAUGUGGGCGGCAGGGGCCGCGGGUACAAGAAGACGCGGGUGCUGAACCCCGAGGCGCACGGUGUGGACUGCGACGCGGUGGGUCUGGUCACGACAGCCAUGGCCACCUCGCUCGAGUACGCGGUGCUCAUGUGCAAGCUGCUCGCCAACGCCAGCGUGGGCGCGCCGCCCGUGCCCCUGGACGAAGCCGCGGACGCCGGAGCCAACUCCGACCCGGCAGCCGCGGGAGCGACAGAGCCUGGCGCGCAGCGCGAGCAGCCGGCACCGCAGCAAGAGCCCAAGCCAGAGGACGGGGCAGGGGGUGUGGAGGUGAAGGCGGAGCCGGGCGGGGAGGAGGCCAAGGCCGGGGCGGCUGCGGGCGCCAAGCCGGGGCGGCAGGACCUGCACCUCCUGCCGCUGGCCAGCGCCUUCCGCCGUAUGCUUGAGGACCGCUACCUCAAGGGACAACAGGCCCAACAGGACCAGAAGGUCGCAGGCGCCAGCAGCGCCGAGGGCAGCUCCGAGGGCGAGGCGGCGCUGGCGGCGCUGGACGCCCAGGCGCUGCUGCCCCCCGGCGAGCUGGCGCUGUAUGCGGCCAUUGAGCGGGUGGCGGUCAACCUGGCGGCGGUGCUGUCGCUGCUGCAGCCGGUGUGCCCCAACGGCGGGCAGGACAUCCGCGCGUCGCUGGCCGUGCUGCACCUGCCCACGCUCAGGUGGCCGCGCAUGUCCGUCCGCCUGCCGCAGCUGCUGGGGGUGGAGGAUGUGGAGCUGCUGCUGGGCGUUGCGGAGGACCUGUGCACCACCACCGGCGCCUUCAGCAAGCGACUGCAGGAGCUGAGGCGGCAGCGGCAUGCGGAGCGCCGCCGCAUCCGGGAGCGCUACCAGCUGCCAAAGAAGCAACCCAAGGGGCACCGGCGCGGCGAGGACGGCACCAGCAUGCCGCAGCUGACCCGGCUGCUCCGGCGCGGCGCUGCCUGCCCUGUGGGCCAGUCUGACUCAGAGGACGAGGCGGCGGCUGAGCAGGCCCGGGCGGCAUCAGGGCUGAACGGCCUGGCCGCUAGGGCGCCGGGAGGGCAGCCAGGCGGGGCGCACCUGAAGCAGACGCACGUGCAACACCAGCAGCAGCGGUACAUGCAGCAGCACCACAUGCAGCAGCAGCAGCUCCAGGGGUCUCGGCCGGGGCUCAGCGGGCCGGCAGGCGCGCUGCCGUAUGGUGGCAUGGCCGGCGUGCCCAUGGCGCCCUCUGGCCCCGCUGCCGCGGUGCACAUGCAACAGCAGCAAUACCAGCUGCAGCAGCAACAGCAGCAGCAGCAGCUCAAGCGCCCACGCGUCAGCGAGGAGGGCGCAGCUGGUAUGGCGGGGCCUCGCGGGUUCGACCCGGCUGCGGGCCGCAGGACAUCCGGCAGCGGCCAAGCCUCAGGCCACCAGCAGGUGCAGCCCCAGCAGCAGCAGCCGGCCCCCAGGCUGAGCAACGGGGGCGGCGGUGGUGGUAUUCUGAUGGCAAGCAUGGCGAGCAUGGCUGCGGCAGCUGCCGCUACUGGUGGAGGUAGUGGUGGUGGCGGCGGCGGCGGCCCUACCAGCCUGCCUCGCUUCCCUGCAGCUGGUGGCCCGGCUGGCCUGCCUUCGCAUCCUAGCGGCGGCGGCCCAAUGGGCGGGGGCCCUGCGUCGCUGCCGUCCUUCGGAGGCGGCCCGCCGCAGGGUGCUCACGCAGGGCCACAGGGGUCCAUCGGCCGGACGACAGUGGAUGAUGAUGAGUGGAUCCGGCCAGGUCCUCGCGGCGCCGCGCCGGUGGCUCCCAGGGCUACCGGGCCGGCCUCGCUGCCGCGGUUCGACGCGCCCGGAGCAGGCGGACAGCCUGGGCAGGGAGGCGGCGGCAUGCCCUUCCACCAGCAGCAGCAGCACCCACAGCAGCAGCAGCACCAACAGCAUGCUCACGGUGGCUACCCUCCGCAGUUUGCUGCACACCCCGGCGGCCACCCGCCACAGCAGUCCGGCGGCCAUCAGCAGCACCAGCAGCAACAACAGCAGCAACAGCCGCCGCAGGCUCACCCGCAACAACAACAGCAGCACCAGCAGCAGUACCCGGCUGGCCUCCAGGCGGCCCUGGCCGGCGGGCCGGCCUCACUGCCCAUGUUCCAACCUGGUGGGCCGCAGCAGCCGCAGCACCAGCAGCAGCUGCAACAGCACCAACAACAACAGCAGCAGCAGCAGCAGUACCGCCCCGGGCCUCCGCCCACGCAGCAGCAAUACUACGGUGGAGGCGGCGGGAUGUGAGAGCUGGUCAUGAUGUUGCAGGCAAAGGUGGCGAACACGGUGUCAUGGUAACGGAUGCUAUUGAUGGCUUUGGCCGGCGUCAAGGGCGGUAGCAGAGACGGCGCCCAGCCCAACUUGAGCGCAUUGCAUUGAAGCUGGGAAAGAGAAGCAUCGGCACUUGACAUGCAAGACGUUAAGUUCAGAGCUCUUUACUUGUGAAGGAGGGCUAGGUGGAAUGCCCGUGUGUCUCUAGUGUCCCAGACGACUUGGCGCAUGCUGCGGGCCCCUAUUGCGCCGGCCGCUUUCGCGGCUGACCAGGCAGCGGCAACAUUACUUGGACUGAUGUACAGACGAGACUUGGCGUUGGGGAAGAAAGGGUAUGCGAGUGGGGCGAUGGCAAAGCGGCGCCAAAAGAGUAAACAAAGCCGCAUAUUUUAUUCCUGCCAGGCCGCAUCGGCUUUCCGGUACAUCCGCGGCCCCGCCCACAGCCUGGAUCCGCCCCAUCGUCCACUGCUGGGCCGCUGGGCCCACCGGCAGUGCUCGUAUCUUACGAAGGCAGGGGCGGCGUCAGUGGCCGAAUUCCUUAAAAUGGCUUCGUUCAGUUGACGAAACAGGCUGCCGCCGCUUCGUUCACCCCCAAAAUUUUUCCGGGGGCUCCGCCCCCGACCCGCACGAUGUCGACACCGACACGACACGCCCACUCCUCCCCUGCUUCCCGCCGACCCAACCUCACUCUCCCGCCAGGGGAAACCCUGUCUCCCGCCGUCAACACCCAUAGAUACAGCCCUUUGAGCCUUCUUACCAUAUGACACGCAGGUUUCGGCCGUGGAGUAGCCGCUGGAACCCCCUGUCCUUGGCCACAAGUGGCCGAAAUCCCAAAAAUGUCUUCGUCUGUUUGCCCAGGUUUGCCGAAAGACCCCCCAAGAUCCCG